UGACUAUCCGCUGAUAAUAUCAGCCGCUCUACACUCGUUCUCCCGGGAGCCCGACUGGCUUAGCUCCUUUGCCGAUAUCUGGACGGAUCUCUAACGCACUUCGGGUCAUCCCGCGGGCCGGAGGGUUCUCAAGUGGCUUCGGGGACAAGACGAGAAAGCAUGCCUUAGCCCCGGCCUCCGCCUUCUGUCUCGAUUUUGAAGACUGUACCAGGGCACGCCGUGGUCGGAGCGGCAAAGCUUGGAAUCUUGGAACCUUGGACCUGUACUCUCGAUGCAAACACCGUCUUUGGCAUUUGACUCCAGAUACUUGGCCGUGUGAAAUCGGCCAAGCUCACCUGACAGAUGCCAUGGUUGUUCAGCUCGAAACUCUCAGCCAGGGUCCGUUCGGGAAGUACGGGCCGAGUCACUACCGGGACAUUCCCUCUGAUAGUGACGAGGAGGGAAAAGGAUUCGGUGCCGACUUCUUCCAAAGGCAAACCAUAUCCGACCUGAAAGAUGGUCUCUCCAGCAAAUGCUCCAAUCAUCGAAGCCCUCACCUCCACGGCUCGUGCAAGUAUGCCCAUGAGCCGGUCGUCGCAGUCAUGCCGACACCGUUGGUGAAGCCUCCGUCCAACAACUCGGGUUCUUCCCCGCCAACUACACCUAGAAGCGGUGAAUCCUUGGCCUCUACUGAAUCCCCCACUUCCCCGUCGACUUUCUCCUUCAAGCAGCUAUCCCCGGUGGCGAACGAAAGCUUUUCUUUCCCAAGCAGGCAGCCCGGAGCCUUGCGGAAUACCUUCAAGCGACGCCGACCUGUCACAGAUGUUGAUGGACCCAACACAGCUUCGUUGGGAUGCAAGAAGCGGCGACUCCGAAGGCGUCUCAUCACGUCGAAGCUAUCACAACCCUUCUCUCUGCCCGCAACACACGUCAUUAACCGGGAAGCUGCUGCAAUGGGAGACAAGCGGUUCCUCAAGCUGGCGGCUCUUUCAGCUGCUCGGCGCUUGCACGGUGCGACAGCACCGAAUCCCCAGCAUCAUCACGCUAGCCCCUCCUCACUCCUGCUUAGAGCAGCGGUGAUCAACAGGUUUAGGCUCAGGGUUCGGAACGAGGCAGUAGAAAGGGGGGAUAUCAAGGUCGCCGACAUCGCCGCCAAUGCCGCCCUUUUGCAGCAGAGUCAUGGCCUGGGGCUGGUGGUUGGAGCUCGAUUUCCCGCGACCUCACCCGCGACCCCUGUUGGCCUUGCGAUACACGCGCAACGCGGACCACAGCAGAACCUUCCACGUGUCCUCCCGAGUGCUGCGGUCGAGGCGCGGCUAUUGUCCCCUGGAAUAUCCCCUGUCAGACCGAUAGGUUGUGGCCCGGCAGGUUUGAGACUGCCACCAUCGCCGAGACUCAGACCCAUCCGCUCGCCCGAGCUCAGGACAACAAGACCACCCAGUGACGUUGAGGAGGAGUACGAGAUGGAUGACGGGGAGGUGGCCUUUCCAAAUUCGGAGCACGACAGCCGCUAUGACUCGUCGGACGAACCAGACGAUGUGUAUGCCGACUUCGAGCUCAUAUUCGGCGGUGGGGCUGGCGACGCGGAAUCAUCGGAUGAAGAGGGCGAACACUACGAGGAUGUCAUGGAUGAGCUCGAUGGCAUCCCUUGGAGGGCUAGGUGAGAGAAGGGUUGGGAGAUAGCUUUCCCUCCCUUCCCUCCCCCGCCCAGGACCUAGAAGCGUCCUU
This is a messenger RNA of Phialemonium atrogriseum, 1707 nucleotides long. RefSeq lists its product as uncharacterized. Bases 348 to 1643 code for a protein of 431 amino acids. The transcript has a single exon. NCBI's taxonomy places the organism in Eukaryota, Fungi, Ascomycota, Sordariomycetes, Cephalothecales, Cephalothecaceae. The record is from RefSeq and is a predicted model, not a curated record.